AUGCUGAGAAGGUACAAUUCUAGAAAUUUGGAUACAAUUUUCCUGAAAACCCGGAGAACGACUAUUGGAAGUGCUCCGACCUGUGAUGUGGUGCUCAAGGGAAAAGGAAUAGCCCAAAUUCAUGCUUCAAUAGAAUCCAACUCAACUGGGUAUGUGCUCAAAGAGCACUCACUGUCAGGAAUCACCAGAGUCAAUGAUAGACCAGUUUUUGGGCAGGUAGAAAUCCACAGCGGAGACCUCAUCCAGGUGGGUGGGUCCCCACCGUUUGUAUUUGACAGUGAAUGGAUGUUCGGCACGAGACCCAACUCGGCGAAAAUGAUUGCAAAGCGGAAUGCACCGUUGGAAAAUGCUCCGGAGACGAUUCCAGAGCAGCAGCAGCAGCCGAUUUUGCCGAUGAUUUCUGGGAAAAAGCUCCACCAACUCUCCCAAUCUCAACAGCCGAGUUUCUCCGAUUCAUCUGUCAAAAAACGCUCGAGUUCUAUGAAAAUCGCCCGUGAAUCGUCGGCGUCGUCUACCGAGUCACAACGUGGAAUCUACAGUAACCAACAGAGAUCGAUAGGAAAUAAUUUGUUACAACGAGUUGUGAAGUUGCAGGCAGAAUUGAUGGCAAAGGACGAAAAAAUCCGCCAGCUAACCUCCAUCAAUCCAUUCUCCGCCUCCAAUCUUCUUUACUACCAUCAACCUCAUCAUGCCCCGCCCUUCCAAGCUCCGCCCCUUUUCUCCCAUCAAGCCCCGCCUCCUCUACAAGCCACUCCCCUUACCAGCUCAAAUCGUCAGAAAUCAACAAAAUCCUUCGAAUUAUUUGCCUAUCGAGCAUUUAUCGGAGCAAUCACCUCACAACUCCGACAGUUCAAUGAUCGGGUCCUCCGGCACCCACAACGAGACAGUGCGGAGCUUUUUAAUCUAAUGUGCAGAGCUGUUGAUGUGCCAUUGGCUAGUAGGAUUACGGAAAUCGAAAAAUAUUGUGAAGCUGUACUAAUCGAUAACGAUUUUGAAGAUACUGAUGAGCUUUUGAACAAAAUUGAAGGAUUUAUCAGAGAAUCCCGCCGGGAGAAAAUUCUGGAGCUCACAAAUGAGCUGGAAGUCCUGAUGCCACUAAUAAGGGACGCCGCGUCGAAUGCCAGAGAAAAUAUCAAAGUUUGCAACGUUUUCACACAAUGGAGCAGACAGUUUGGGGAUCUCCUACGGAAGAACAGCUUCUCCGCCACCACCCUGUUCCAGGCAAUUGAAGAUUUGAAAACUCAAUUUUCUGAAGCUCAUAUGUCCCGUCACUGGCUGCCACCAAGUAUAACCCCGAUCCUCCGCCUCGCAGCUUUAGAGCUCGAGAAACGGAAUGGUGACGUCACGCCGUCCACUUCACCCCGCCCGCCGGCAAUAUUGGAUCGUAAAAAAUCAAUUGAUAUGACGCUGGACACGUGUAUUUCACAAGUUGAGACAAUCACUCAUGAGAUGGAUUAUCAUGUUGUUAGGCUUAUCAAUAAGGCAAAGGAUUAUAGUUCAUUCCAACCACUGGACUUGGAUACAGUAACCCGGAUCUCUAAACUAGUAGAGUCGCUGAAAACCAAUUUGGACCAACUCACGGAGCACAGUUUCAAGGAAGACCGUCCGAAUUCCGUGCUCUUCUUCGAAAUCACGCAUGAUGAUUUGAAGAGUUCAAUCAAAAAGUACAGUGACGCGGAGGGCUCGAUGAGCUCACUAGGCUCUGUGAAAAAAAUUUCCGUGGCGCCGAAAAUAUCCGAAAUUGUUGAGGAAGAAGAUGUGGAAAUUUUGGAGGAACGGAAACACGUGGAAGGAGAAAUUAUGCGGAUUAUUGGGGAGAUUGGAGAGAAAAUCGAUUUUUCUGGGCUCACGGAGCCCAGUAGAGCCGAGGGAAUGAUCAAGGUGGAUGCAAGUGUUUUGAAGAUGCUAAUCCAGCAGUCCCAGCGGCUUUUGGGCUCCUAUGAAGCUUUGGAGUCAGAAAGAGAAAAAGCUCGCCGAAAACGAUCGGCUCCACCAAUGAUUCUUGUAGAGAAUUUGGAAAAUUCUGAGCAUUUGGAGCAUUCAGAAGCUCCAAUUUGUGCAAAACCAGCUCAAAAUCCGGAAAUAGACCUCCCAGAGGUCCCAAGUUUGGAUCUGGAAGAGACCACGGAAAAUCCGGAAAUUCCAGAAAUUUCUACACCACGAGAAGAAGAUUCGGCUGAAAAUUUGGAAAAUUUGGUUGAAAAUUCGGAAAAGUCUGAAAUUUUGGAAGAUUUGGAAGAAAAUUCCAAAAAUUUGACUGAAAAUUCUGAAAAGCCUGGAAUUUUGGAAGAUUUGGCUGAAAAUCCAGAUCUUGAAGCUUCUAACCCAGAAUUUGACGCCGAAAACGAUGAAGAACAUGCCAAAAUUGUGCAGAGCACGGAAAAUGCACAAAAUUUAACUGAAAAUGAUGAAAAAUCUGAAAAUCACGAGCAUUUGCCAGAGAAACCUGGAAAUCGAUCAGAUUUGGCUGAAAAUUCAGAUCUUGAAGCUUCCAAGCCAGAAUUUUACGCUGAAAACGAUGAAAAACACGCUGAACUUGUGCAGAGCACGAAAAAUGCACAAAAUUUGGCUGAAAAUGGAGAAGAACCCGAAAAUCCAGAAGCUUUGGCUGAAAAUGCUGAUGAAAACCCGGAAAACCUAGAAUCACAAGCUUCUCAGGCAGAUUUUUUGAGCAACACAGACGGAAAUGCUCAAAAUUUAGUUGAAAAUCCGGAAAUUUCAGACUUUCUAGUUGAAAAUCAAGAAGAAACUGAAGAAAAGGUGUCUGAAGCAGCUGAAAAAGCAGAAAAUCCGAUGAAAUUGGCGGAAAUUGACGAAAAUUCGGAAAAUCUCGAUAUUUCGGCAGCUGAAAAUGCUGAAAACGCUGAAAAUCAUGUUACAGCUGUAGCGGAAUCGGAAAAUUCAGAAAAUUUCAGUUCGGAAUCGGAAAACCCGGCUGAAAACGACGAAAACCCGGAAAUUUCGAAAAUUAUGACGUCAUCACCGCCGGGCACUCCCGAAUCCGAGCCAAUCGCCGAUGAUAGUGAAAGUGAGGACGAGAAGAGCACAAUUCGAUAUAUUCCGUCGAAAAAUUCGGAAUCUCUGCAAAAUUCCAUGGAUAGUAGUGACGUCAUCGAAGAGGAGGAGGUGAAGCUGGUGCCGAAUGGUGACGUGGUACAAGCCGCCGCAGAGGACAGAAUGUCAAGUCAUUUGAAAUCACAUGUGAAUACGGCUUCAGGAAAACCUCAUAUCACUUAUCAGUAUCCAAUCCGCCGUUACUUCUCACCACCAAUGAAACGCCGCUCGAAAAGUGAAGAUCAAAAAAUUCGGGAGACUCUGCGAAAUCGGCCGCCUUUUAUACUUUAUUGAUUGAUUUUUUAUAGGUUAUUUUAUCGAUUUUUCUGUGUUUUUUAAUUUCUUUCAUGUCGGAUAUAUACAAAAAUAAAGCAAUAAUUGAAUUAAUUAAAUUAUUUUUUGUAGA
Molecule: messenger RNA, 3460 nt
Organism: Caenorhabditis elegans
Lineage: Eukaryota; Metazoa; Nematoda; Chromadorea; Rhabditida; Rhabditidae
Gene: Y53G8AL.1
Product: FHA domain-containing protein
Exons: 11
Coding region: 1-3348 (1115 amino acids)
Biological process (GO): animal gross anatomical part developmental process
Source: RefSeq, marked reviewed